Molecule: messenger RNA, 2164 nt
Organism: Sesamum indicum (sesame)
Lineage: Eukaryota; Viridiplantae; Streptophyta; Magnoliopsida; Lamiales; Pedaliaceae
Gene: SIGF
Product: RNApolymerase sigma-subunit F
Biological process (GO): DNA-templated transcription initiation; regulation of DNA-templated transcription
Molecular function (GO): DNA-binding transcription factor activity
Source: RefSeq, a predicted model, not a curated record
UUGAACGGUGGGUUUAUCUGCUCUCAAUCCUGCGAGCUGCAAAGGCCCUUCUCAUUUGCUUCAGAUAUUUGUGCAAAGGAACUGAACCAAAUGGAGUGAGCAGAGAUUGCUUAUUGAUUCUUUCGCUCUUUCCCCUCAUCCCUUUUUCUUUAUUUUUAAUUGUUCUUCCGUAAAAGUAGUGUAAUGGAGGCAGGAAGGAGCUUGGUUUCUUCUCCACCACAAUUUCCUCCAAGAACCCAUCUCAGGAAUUGCUCUUCUUCUUCAGUGCUUGCAGGUUGUAUAUGUUAGUGAUAUUCAGCACCCUCUCCAUGCAUCCGCUGUGUGGAACUUAGAGUGAUACUCUUGAAGGCAGAUUCUUUUUGCUGCUUCAUGAUCAAGUGACUCCUGCUCUUACCUCUCUGUCAACUACCUUAGCUCGACAUUCUCCUACUUCAGUUCUUACUCAGGAUCAGCAUAAUGAGAGCAGGUCGAUGUUGUGUUCAAAGGAAGAUAGUGUAUUUCAGUUGAAGCAAACAUUGGGUAUGAGGCAGGCGGUAAUGGCGCCUGCAUCUUCAUCUAAUGAUGGGAAUGGCAAUGUUGAUCCUGAUCAGUAUGUAAAUGAGUUUCAGCUUCAGUUGCUACGCAGGCCAGAAUUGUGGUAUUUAUGGCCAUCCUUACAGACAAAGGAACAACUCUUUUCUAUGACAAUGGAGUCCAUUUCAAAUAAAAAUGAAAAAUUUAUAGAUGUAGAAGCAGACCGUGUGGUUGCACUUGCUAGAGAGGCUUUUUCAGCAUGCAAAGAGGCAGCUGCCAUUGUUAAAGAUGCUGAACUUUUUGGAGCUCGUCUAGAUGACUCUUCUAGUAUAAGGAGUUUGACUGGUGUUCCUGCACAAAGAACUGUGAGGUCAACACGUCUUGUGGAGAGGCAGAUGAAGAGAAGGAGGGUGCCCAAGCCAAAGAUUGAGGUUCAGGAAACCAACCAUCGUAGGAAGCCAGAAUCACAGAGAAAAUCUGAUGAAGGAUUUGAUCCUAAUGAUCCUCUUCGACUAUUCUUACGGGGACCAGAAACAAGACAACUUUUAACUUCAAAAGAGGAGUCAGAGUUAAUAGUGAAGAUACAGGAGUUGAUGAGACUACAAGAAAUGAAGAGUCGGCUCAAGGUUCAGUUUUCCCGUGAACCUACACUAGUUGAGUGGGCUGCCGCUGCUGGGAUUAGUUGUCAAGCCUUGCAGUCCCAGAUUCACUGUGGGGACAGCAGCAGACAGAAGUUAAUUUGUGCCAAUUUCCGCAUGGUGGUUCACAUUGCCAAGCAGUACCAAGGGCGUGGUCUGAGCCUUCAGGAUCUCUUACAGGAGGGAAGCAUGGGUCUUAUGAGAAGUGUGGAGAAAUUCAAGCCCCAAGCAGGUUGCAGAUUUGCUACUUAUGCGUACUGGUGGAUAAGGCAAUCGAUUAGGAAAGCCUUAUUUCAGCAUUCUAGGACGAUCCGCUUGCCUGAGAAUGUUUAUAGCCUCCUCUCCAGGGUGUAUGAGGCUAAGAAAUUAUGCAUUCAACAAGGUAAUCACCUCCCAACAAAAGAGGACAUAGCAGCAUGUGCUGGAAUGUCGGUUGAGGGACUGGAGAGAUUGCUGUAUACUGCUAGAAUGCCUCUCUCACUGCAAAAGCCUGUGUGGACAGACCAAGAUACAACAUUUCAGGAGAUCACUGCAGACACCACAAUUGAAGUCCCAGAUGUGGGUGUAGCAAAGCAGCUGAUGCGACAACACAUCAGGAAUCUCUUGAGUGUGCUCAGUCCCAGGGAGAGGAAGAUAAUCCGAUUGAGAUUUGGCAUUGAACAUGGCGAACAGAAAUCACUGUCUGAAAUUGGUGCUGGUUUCGGAUUAUCUAAGGAGAGAGUUAGACAACUGGAAAGCCGAGCAUUGUACAAGCUGAAACAGUGUCUUGGUAGCCAUGGGCUAGCAGCAUAUGCAAAUAUGAUCAUUUAGUCUGAAUGCUGUAAUUAGGUUGUGCAGUAAAUGAGAUGCUGAGGGCAUUUUUUAUUUUUUUGAUAUGGCAAUGGAAGUGAAUGUGUCUGGUUGGACUGUACAUGAGACCAACACCAUUUGCUCCUUUCCUCCAUAAUCGAAUUGUGUUCUGUAGAAUGUCAACAAUUGGAAUUUUUCUUCAAUAUCAUUGAACAAAACUGUAA